This is a messenger RNA of Plasmodium coatneyi, 3009 nucleotides long. RefSeq names its product 3'-5' exonuclease domain containing protein. Gene Ontology annotation, molecular function: nucleic acid binding; 3'-5' exonuclease activity. The transcript is spliced from 5 exons. The record is from RefSeq and is a predicted model, not a curated record. NCBI's taxonomy places the organism in Eukaryota, Apicomplexa, Aconoidasida, Haemosporida, Plasmodiidae. Gene Ontology annotation, biological process: nucleobase-containing compound metabolic process. The coding region runs from base 1 to 3009 and encodes 1002 amino acids.
AUGCGAAAAUGGGGCAUCAAAGUGAAGGCGAAGCGGCAAUCUCCGUUUUGUGUGAUCAAAUGUGAGGGAAGAAUUCUACCGCAGUAUCUGCUUCCAAGGGGGAGAAGCACCGACCAAGUGGAGCGCAAGACGAGUUCACCAUUUCGCCGCGAGGAAUGUGUAGUACUGCAUGUGUAUGACUGCUUCGACGGGUUAACAAAUGGGAAAAGGAAUUACUUAAAAAAUGUAGUGGGGAACCCCUUUAUGAGAGCCAAUUUGGGCCUCCUCUCUAGCAGGCAGCGAUGCAGCCAUUGUUACUCCACCAACAACAAGGUCUACGUGAAGGGAGAAAUUUACGAUAUUCUUCCCCCCCUAUGUAAGGGCAAAGAAAUCGAAGCCGUUGCAGCGAACUUAAUUUUCUUCAUUCUAAAAUUUGUGAAUCCUAAAAAUGUAGAAUCAGCAGAGGAGUAUAAGGAGAACAUAAAAAAUGUGUACGCCAACUUGAUCAGGUGUUACCACAAAAUUUUCACAGAAAAAGGAAAGCAUGGUGAGUGCAUUUUUUGCAUUUUUAACGAUGAAAUUGUAAAAUGUGUUAGCCCUUCUUUGAGGAAAAAUAAAAAAAACCUCAUCCAGGAAAUUGUCCUAAACAGCUUAUGUUUUUUUUUUAAAAACAAUGAAAGAAGUAAAGACAAGUUAGACCCAAAUUUGAUGUGCGAAAUUAUCAAGUAUAAAAAAUUCUUGUACAUUGUAGAUUGCCUAUCCUUUGAUCGCCACCUGUUGAGGGAAGCCAUAACAGCUCGUCACGUGGACUAUCUAUUUAGUCACUUUUUAAACGACCGAGCGUAUUUCUGUCAGGCAAUUGAGUUGGCUUCCUUGUUUCUGUCUGAUGAGCAUAUCGGUUUUAGUUCCCCCUUUAAGGAAGACAGCGCUUAUAACUGCAGGAUUGUGCUAAAGUACAUACUACAAGCGCAGUCCAAGAAUUGCCUCUUUUUAUUUUUGGACAGUCUCAAAUGUGAUGACUUAAAGAGGGACGUUUAUCGGUGGCUGACAUCCGUGGAUGAAUCAUCAGGAUUCUUUGCCGACUACUGGGGAUACCUGACGGUGCGGGAGUACCUACUGAGAAGUAAGGCAGCCGAGAAGGGAGAAGCCAAAGGGCGGUCCCCCAGUGAAGGCAUUCAAGACGGAAAUUGCAUCACCUGGGAGAAGAAGUCACUCCAUCCACACAGUGACUACUAUGAGCUGCCCAAAGAAAUGAAAAACAUUUUAAUGGUAACUAAUGUGGAAAGUUUGAAUAGGCUGAUAGGAACGAUAAAGUCGGGUCAGGAAAAACACUGGAUGGAUAACAUAUACAACGAUGACAGGAUUUACGCGUCCCAAUUUUGUGAGGACGUAAUAACUGCAGAAGAUAUUAAUGACCACUUGAGGGGGAAAAAAAAAAAGUAUUACAUCGGCAUCGAUGUCGAAUGGAACAGAAACCAAAAGGCCACAUUAAUUUCAGUGGCAACAAUGGACCAUAUUUACCUAAUCGAUCUGCUAACGGUGGACUAUAAUUACAAAUUUUUAAUUCAAUCAUUUUUUAAAUGGCUACUUGAAAACCCCUUCAUUUGUAAGCUCUUUUACAACUUCCCCUGCGAUGUGCGUAUUUUAAAUGAAUUCUUUCAAGGCAUAUCAAAUGGAAAUGUGUGUACCUACCUAAAUGUGACCGACCUGAAGGACCCUCUAUUUUUGCACAAGCACAGUGGGGUCCCUCCAGACAGUCAAGAUAGUCUCGUUUCCGCUGAACUGUUCAAUCGAAAUAUAAUUGAGACGAAUGACAUUGAGUUAUUUAAAAAGGUGACAACAAGUAGCUUUCGCGACUUCAACGGUAGGGUGAAACAUGGGGACGGUGAUAAUUCCGGGGGAAGGAUCAAUGUAUGUCCUAGUAACACCACUGAUAAGCUUCACUUUAAAAGUUUAAGCCAUUUAUGCCAGAAAAUUCUGGGCAAAAAAUUAAAUAAACAAUUGCAGUUAUCCAACUGGAGCAGGAGGCCACUAACGGAGAGUCAAAUAUAUUACGCAGCCACCGAUGCGUAUAUCCUCAUCGUGCUGGAACGACUCCUCAUUGAGAGUAAUUUUUCCUCCACGUGUUCCUCAAAUAGUAGUAGCCUCAGUGAUGUCUUUGUUCAGAAGUACAAAUGUAGGAAUUGUUCCUGGGAAUACCAACUUUCGAGAAAGGUCCACUUAGAGGAAGCCGCCAUGGACGUGCUAUGUCAUAAGUGGAAUGACAAAAUGAAAAAUUUACGCUUUAAAAUAAAUAAACUGCGUAACGAAAUAGAUGAUUUUAAGAGGAUUACCAUUAAUACGUGCAUUCAGAGAAACAAAAAGGUGUCCUUUUCAAACCUGAACAACAACAUGCGAAGAAGAGAACUUAUAAGCAUGAACAGUUACCAAGUGAAGCCCCAUCUGAGGAAGGUGAAUAACUGCACUUAUGUAUUACGCGAUGACAAAUGUAGUAAGGUAGGCAAUGUGCCUUUGCCCCUCUCGAGGAACGCGUCUAAUAAGGUCAUCAAAACGAAUGACGCCAAAGCACUGGACAAUAAAAUCUCCCUGAAAUUUAGCUCAAGAAAUAAGAGAAAAAAUGAAAAGGUGAUCAGAAUGAAUGACAGGAAGUGGCUAAACGCGACGAAGCAUAUGAAAGUCGAGAAGGAAAAUGACAUCGGAAUGGAGAAAAUUUUUGAAAAAAGAAAGAGCGCGAAGAAUAGGAGGUUGUACUUAGAGGGGGAAAUGGGCAACAUACAGGCGUACCCAAUAUACUCCGACUUGGAAGUGGGGUUCGAAAAUAUAUCACGCCUUGAGGAUGAAGCCCUGUCAAAAGUGAAAAAGGAGAGCCAAGACGACGACGAUAUCAAGACGUCAAGGCAGCUAGCCGAGUGGAGCUCAGAUAUGGUUCACAAGUAUCUUGAGGAGACCAUUGAAAAAACGAGAAUACUUUUUCAAAGUGUGGAUUUGAAAAGUCGACAGGAGGAAAUUUUCAGGAGGAUGAAUUCUUAG